Molecule: messenger RNA, 5553 nt
Organism: Rotaria socialis
Lineage: Eukaryota; Metazoa; Rotifera; Eurotatoria; Philodinida; Philodinidae
Source: the annotation of a GenBank genome assembly
AUGCAUCGUUCUAUAUCAUCAAAAUUUGUUACUGGUAAUCGCCGACGUAGAAAUCGGGUGUCAAGACUUAUCGACAAUAGACAAUUUCGGUUAGCACCAAUGUGGCCUGAAUGGAAUGAAACAGAUGUUAAUACGGAAUCAUGGGAUACAGGAACUGUAAAAAAGAAAGAUACAGCUUCUGUCCGAAGUCGUAUUGACAUAAAAAUAAACGCCUCAACAGGUACACAUGCUUUUGAAGAUCCUGAAGGUAAAAUCGAGCUUCCUCCAUCAUUGAAAAUAGAACAAUGGAAACGGCCCAGUGAAUUUUUGACAACUGAUAAGUCUCCGGUUGUCGUUGAUACUGAUCUUGGCAUUCAAAGUUUUGAUUUAGUUAAGCCAAAUCAACAUUUACAUCAUAGUGAAAUAAUGCGAAAAAUCAUCAGUGAAAUUACAGCUCUCUGGGAUAUUUGUCGAAAAGAACGUUACAAAAAUACUAAUAUAACAUCCGACAACACGAAUGAAUCUAAUAGAAGAAUUGAAAGAACAUGGCGUCCUUGGGAACACAUAUAUGCAUUGAAUAAAGUAUCUAAACAGCCAUUCAUUACUCCAUAUAAUCCUUCAGGCAAAUAUGUUGUUCGACUUUUCUUUCUGGGUGCCUGGCGUAAGAUUAUUAUUGAUGAUACUAUUCCAUUUGACUCUGAAAAUCGGUGUCUUCUACCACAGACAUCAUUGCCACAUGAACUUUGGCCAAUGCUUUUAUCGAAAGCUUUAUUAAAAAUAAUUUCUCUCGAUUUCAAUGCAUCGAAUGAUAUUCUUGAAUCCAGUGACGCUUCAGUAAUUCAUUCACUUACUGGUUGGGUACCAGAAUUUAUUCCUCUGAAAUAUACUCAUGCUGAAAAAAUAUGGAAUUUUCUUCGCUAUGAUCGUUCUAAUCAAUAUGUUUCUGGUAACGCGAGUGAAGUUAAUAAGAACAUGUCAUCUUUUGGGCCUGUACCAUUAUUUAAAUGGCCUGAUUUAAAAGUUCAUCUACCUGGAGAACGAGUAUUGAUAAAUAAUUCAUCAGAUCAUUCACAUGGUAAAAAACUCAAUAGAACAGAAUCGUCCAAUCAUUUGCAUAUUCCGAAAGAUUCAUUAGUAGCGAAAACGCCCAGUCACAAAGAAAAUCGAUCAAAUGCUAGUUCAAAUGUCAGCAUUUCUAGAGAGGCAAAACGAUUAAGUGUAUGUGGUCGUGGAACUACCAUGGAUGAUUCUGGACUUUCUUUUGAUGAUCUCAUGAUUCCUGAAGCACCAAAAUUGAUUGUUUUCGGAACUACAUUACAUUCACAACCAACACUUAUGAGUUCGCAUAGAGAAACAGCUGAUAGACGUGAACGAUUACGACGUUAUAAUUUAAAUGAUACGUUUUCAACAUCAAUGUUACUCACAUCUAUUCGAGAUAUUCCAUUAGAACCGCCUUCAUCACUAGAGUAUGUACCUUCUUGGAAAUUGAUUCGACCAAAAAAACCGAAAGUAUUACCUCACGCUGAACCCAUUGUUCCGCAUGAAUCGAAACCUGAACGUUGGAUUGAAAUUACUUCGCCCUACAUAAAUUAUCCAACAGCAACUGCACUUAAUAUAAAACCAACUAUUCGAUCGCAUUCGAUCCUCCAUCAUAUCGGUACUCUAAAUAUAUCUUCACACUUAAAUCGAUCUGUCAAGCAUUUUACGGUACCUGAUCAUUCAAAUAUUAUUGAAAUAGACGAAGAGGAAGAUAUUGAAAAUGGAAAGUUAAAGCUCGUAUCGAACAUUGAACUUGUUCAAAAUAAUAGAAAUUUAAGUUUUUCAUUGGCAAAACAAGAUUCAACUGCAAAUAUUAUUCACGAGAAUCCCGAUGGAUCUCUGCGUAGUUCAGAAAGCAAAUCUAAAAUUGAAAUUCCAAUCGAUCGAAUGAAAACUCCUCAAAAAUCUGCUGUUAUUGGUACAAAAAUAUCGUCUGAUACUGUAUCAAUGAAAACUAAAGGUGGUGAAAGUGAUCAACUUACAUCAAGAAUCGAUGCACCAACAAUAGGAAAUAACGUUGAACAACAAAGUGUUCGACUACCUAGCCGAAAAUCAAAAAAAACAACGCAUAUGACACCAAAAAUAUGGAUGGAUUUCGAUGAUUUUUGUGCUUGUUUUACUUCAAUUAUCGUUUUUCAUAAUCCUCACGGUUAUCGACAUAGAGAUAAAUAUACGGAACUAAAAUUUGUUCCAUAUCAACAUCCUGUAGGUUCUGUUGUAAAAGAAAAGAAAAAAGAGCCUAAUCAGUCGAUUGUUCAGCAAAUACCAAAUUUACAAGACGAUAGAUCUUCACUAUAUGUAUUUGUUGAUAGUACACGCGAAACACAAAAUAAAAAUAUUGAGUUAAUUGUUAGCUUAACAAGUUUAUCACGAUGGUACGAUGCUACAUUACAUGAAAAUAUUGUAUUAAAUGAAAAAAUUGCCCGGGGUACAACUGCUACGACUGAAAAAGUUUCCAUUGAUGCAAGUUUGGCUAAAAGAACAGUAUCACAAAAAGAAAUCAUACCACAGGUCGGGUCACUUAUAGCGGAAAUUCACUCAUGGAAAUCAGUCACUAUGGGACAACCUAUUCUUCGUCUUCAUACAACAGCAACGAAAGCUGCUCUCUUGACAGUACCACCCGGUCGUCAUGUAAUAAAACUCAUGAAUACAAGUCCAUUAGCAUUUAAUUUACAACUACUAUCGGAUACGAAUGAUUUCAUGCUUGUGGAUGAAGAUCAACUAUUAAAUAAGAUUACUUCUGUACCUGAAGACACCAACUUCAUACUACGUGCCGAAGAAUUGUUUCUAGCCUUAGAUGAUUCUAUAGAAAAUUUUCAUUUGGUCGAUCAAAAAGAAAAUAAACUAUAUAAUCUUUUUUCUUCAUAUUGUGAACAAGCACCAAAAUCAAUUGAUCUUAGUAUUCAAACAUGCUUUACUGUAUUUAACCAAGCAUUGUAUUCUACAUUACGAUCAACGAUUGCUGUAUCUGGACCAGGAAUUAAUGUAGAUACACAAUUUGCUUGGAGAUGUUUUACUAAUGAUCUUUCGACACCAGAUAUUUUAACUGCUUAUGACGUAAAACGUUCAAUUGUUAGAAGUCCAAGUCGUCAUUCAGCUCGAAUCAUUGGAAGUUCUUCUGUACCUACAGGAACAAAUAUUACAAAUAAAAAAACUGUCGGAAGUAGAGACAAGAGUUCUGACGAUAAAACUACUCUAAAGCAACAACCACCAUCGACAGCAGAUAGACAAGAAGAAUCUUCAUCGAGUCUAUUAACACAAGAAUUAAGUGAACAUGAGAUGAUAUCUAUAGUGAAUAUUCAAAAAAGUAUUCGAGGAUUUUUACAACGUCGUAUUGCACUUGCUCGUAUGCCUGGUACUGAAAAAAAUUUGCGUAUUCAACAAAUAUUACAAUCGAGCAUGUCUUCACUUAAAGCUGAUCAAAAGAAAUCCAGUUUACUUCUAUUUAGAACUUUCCUAUCAAUGAAACCCGAAUUAGUUCAAUGUUUUUCAUUUCGUCACGAUGAUUGGAAUAUGAUCACGUAUCGAGAUUAUAAUGGAAUAUAUCAAGAACAACCAGCCAACCAUUGGUUUGUUUUAUUACGUCAAAUUUUUCAUUUCAAUGAAGAUAGUUUAAUUGCUGCUAAAUUUCUUUCACAUUUACCAAACACACUUUUACGUGUAAUUAAUAAUGAUACAUAUGAUGAAAUGCCAUUAGUAUUCAAUAAAUUACGACCAGGAGUAUUUACUAAAAAUAAAAAUGGCUAUACAUUUUUUGCUGAAGGAAUAUCACUGGAGCAAGCAAUACUAAGUGAUCGUUUUCGUCUUCGUCUCAUCUCAUCAUAUACAGUUUUACCUGACACGAAUACUGAUCAAAUAAAAUCAUUAUUUACUACUAAAGAACUUAUUGACUAUUACGUUCCCAAUAGAGAACAAGUAUUAUGCAGAUAUCGUGUUAAUAUUACUGAUAAUAUUAAUCAAACUGGUUUAAAUUUUCAUUUGGCAAGCGUUCAAUUUACUGCAUCGAAAUCUGAUGUACUAAUGCGAUUAACGGUCUUAGAUAAUAAUGAAGAAAUUGUCAGUGUUGAAGGAAAAGGAUGUCUUGUGUUACCUGCAAUACUUUUUAUGCGCACAAUAACAAAAGCAGUACCAUCACAAUCAUCAUCAAGACCACCAUCGAAAUUACCAACAGGAACGCGCAAUAAAAAAGAUGUAAAUAACACCUAUCAAGACAAAGAUGGAACUACAAAUGGCAUGAGAAGGAAAUCAAAUAGUCAAGUUGGAUUACCAAUAGCUGAUGAAGAAGAUAAAAAUCAUAAAUAUAUUAUACAAGUCACAGUUCUUCGUAAAUCAUGGCCUCUAACAGAAGAUCAAUGGCGAUUCGUUGAGCAACUUGAAGAACAAGAAAAAAAUGAAAUGAAAGUUUUUAAUCGACAAUCAUCGCCGAUCAAAAUCGAUCGAUCAGUUAGCACUUCACCAAGUAAAAGACGAACAGGGCAAACAAAUUCUAACGUAGCAACAACAACAACAACAACAACAACAACAACAGCAACCAAUAAAGCAAAAACGAGUACUGGUGCAAGUGGAAGAGGUAUAACGUCACCAUCAAGUCGUGCUAAAUCAUCAAAAGAAAAUAUAGAAAAAACAAUUGACAGAACUAAACCUCAUUGGAUUCUACGAAUUAUAUCCGAUGCAGAUAAAGCUGACGAAUUAAUAAUAAGAAAAGAUACUGAACGCAAGGAAAAAUUGAUGAAUAUGAAAAGAGCAUGGGAAACACUUCAAGCUGGCCGUGCUGAAAACGCUAUGGAGAGCAGACAAAGAUUUCUUGAUUCUUUACAAACAAAAACUGAUGAAGUUUCAUCAUCUGAAAUAACUGAUGAUACAACAAUUGUUUCAGAAAUUCACACUGAUGAAGAAACAAAUUGUAUUAUCACUUCGUCAACUAACGAGUCACAACAAGUUAUCAAACAAACGUCACCAACAAAGAAAAAUGUUUCAUCAACAAAAAAAGGAUCUGCGAAAGAUGAAAUUUCUAAACAAACAGAACUUGCAGAAUCAUUUACUUCGUCAGCAUCACAAGCCGACGAAUCGCUUCUAGAUGAACCACCACCAUCAAUCAAAUUUAAAGCUGCUUUACCGCCAUUAGAUUUAACACCUUUUCUCAAACAAAAAUUACUUUCAGAUGGAUCAAUUGUAAACUAUGAUUUGUUUGAAAAAGAAGAUCUACAAAUUCGUCAGAAUAAUUUUACUGAAUAUUCUAAACAUAUGGAUGAAAUUCGGCAAACUCGUCAAGUAGAUCAAAGUAAUCGAUAUAAAGAAAAGAUUCGUCAACUAGAAGAUUAUGUUGAUUUACAAGCUAAAACUGAUCAUAUUCGUCGUACUAUGAAUGAACCACGUGAAGCAUUUCGACAAAGAUUUCUUGAAAUUGAACGGAUACGCUUACAAGAACUAGCUGCUCGAGAACAACAAUUAAUCGACGAAGGAACAGCUCUAGUAGCAGCUACGGCCAAACCAGUGAAAAAGAAAAUCUUAACUGGAAAGAAGAAAAAUCAUUAA